AUGUCUGCGGUAACAACCCUCCGUGCCAGACUAAGCGCCCCCGGUCUUCAGCACGUAAUGAGUUUCCGACGUCAGGUUUAUAUCAAACCCGAAGACGUCGAGAAGAUCCCCAGCUCUUGGAAAAUCGACUUCGACGAUACAACCUACUGGAUCUACCCCACACUCGAUAACAUAAUUUGCUUCUUAUGCAAACAGAAAGGUCACCUAACUAAAUCAUGUCCCACCAAGACUAGUGAAACUGGCGAAACUGACGAGAACAAGGCGAACAAAACAAUAAUAGAUAUUAAAAAAACUCAAAACCCAUCUGACAAUUCAACAAGACAUCCUCAAGUAAGCAACUUUCCCACCCUUUCAGCAAAACGCCCUCUCUCAACUUCAUCAACGGAAAAUAAGCUUAACACUAUCGAACCAACCAGCUCCUUGAUAUUUCAAAAACCAGCGCCUCCCAUUCGAACCCGGACGUUCAAAAAAUCCAAGAAAACUGACGCAAAUCCCACAGUAAAAGAACCGACAUAUUUACCGACUAUUGAAACGGAACUAUUAGCCAACCCAACGAAAUACCAGUACAAUUAUGUGCAGAUCUGUGAACUUUUGGAGAAACUCAACCAAAAAAAAACGACUCGAUCGAGUUAUCAAUGA
Messenger RNA from Cotesia congregata, 639 nucleotides. The record is from the annotation of a GenBank genome assembly. Lineage: Eukaryota; Metazoa; Arthropoda; Insecta; Hymenoptera; Braconidae.